GACUGCGUGUGACGUUGGAGUGUGGGCGAACCUGCUGUGGACAUCAACAAAAGAGAGAGAAAGACGAGAGAAGACGAGAGAGAAUCCAGAGCUCAACACAACAGAGAUAUGUGGAUUUAAGCUGCAAUAACAGUGGCAGUACUGUGGAUCAAACAAUAGCAACCCUUCCUCCAGUGCCAACUGAGACAUGGACGCCUUCAAGCUGAUGAAGGAGCUGAGGCUGAAUUACGAGCAGGAGGUUUUUUAUCAGCCUAAGGAGGCCGGCCUGAGCCUCAUCGAGUCCACCACACAGGACGACAGCCGGAUUUCAGCCAAGUGCCGAGAUGCCAAAGUGGAGGAUCUGUGGAGUCUGACCAGCUUCUUCGGUUACAGAACGCAGACCUUCGUCCUGGCUGUCAACCUGCUGGACAGGUUCCUGGCCAUGAUGAGGAUCCAGCCGAAGCACCUGUCCUGCGUCAGCCUCAGCUGCCUGGACAUGGCGGCCAGAGUGACGGAGGACGAGUGCAACCUGACGCCCACUGAGGAGCUCAUCCGCAUCGGCCAGUGCCGCUUCACGGUGUCCGACCUCAGCCGCAUGGAGAAGAUCGUCGCCGAGAAGCUCAACUUCAAGUCCAAAGCCAUCACUGCCUUAACCUUUCUGCACCUGUACCACCGGAUCGCACUUUCACACUCGACCGACAGGAAGGAGAGUCUGAGUCUGGAGAAGCUGGAGGCUCAACUCAAAGCCUGUCUGUGUCGGAUCUCCUUCUCUAAAGCCAAGCCGUCCGUCCUUGCGUUGUCCCUCCUGAGGCAGGAGAUCGAAGCCAUCCAGUCGGAGGACAUGCUGGAGAUCGCUUAUCACAUCCAGAGACACCUGAAGAUUGCCGAUGGCGAGCUGCUGCUGUGGAGCGACCGGGUGGCUCAGUGCCUGUCCGACUACGCCUCCCCCGAGUGCAGCAAACCCAACCACAGGAAGCUGCAGUGGAUCGUGUCGCGGCGGACCGCCCAGAACCUGCACAGCUACCGGAGCGUCCCCGAGCUGCCCACCAUCCCCGAGGGCUGCUGGGACGAGAGCGAGAGCGAGGAUUCCUGCGAGGACGCCAUGAGUUCAGGUGAAGAGUCUCUCAGCAGCUCUCUGGGCAGCGAUGCUGAAGGCCCCUUCUUCCCCCUCCACCUCCGUCGCCAAAAACACCGCCAGUACCUCCACACCUGAAGCCUUGGCCGCCUCCGCCCGCCUCCCUUCACCUGCCGUCUUUAAUUUAUUACCCAUUAAGCUCCGGCGCUGGCGGAGGAUCGCACAACAACCGGCAGCUGAGCGAUCCCGACUCCUCCUGGUAGAUCUUUCUUCACUAGAUUUAGUUUGUUUAGACGUGUUUUUUGGUGCAUGUUGACGUCACAUUCCAGGAUAGAGCGGUCACAUUUUGGUCUCGAGCUAACGGACGCUGGAAAAACCAACAAACUCGGUGCUCAGAUGUCAAACGAGACCAGCGGAUGGUCGCCUAAACGUGUGGUGUUUAUUUAAUAGAAUGUUUCUGACUGUUAUUAAUCUAAGACUGUUGUUAUCUCAGAGGAGGAGUUUAUUUAAUUUGCACACUUUUAUUUUUUUAAAUCUAACUUCAAGUGUUAACUGGUGGAACUGGAGGUUCUGGAGUGUUCAGAAACAUUUACCGAGCGCGUGUUUGUGGACGUGUGUGUACGUAUUCAAGUUGCCAAUUUUAGGAUGUAGCUUUAAAAAAAAGAGUCUGUGGUGUUAUGAAAGAAUGAAGUAAAUAAUUCUGACCGAGUGUCAAAAAAAAUGUCAAAAAUGUAUACAAAAUGUUCAUACAAAAACAUGUAAAACUGUAAAUGAUGUACAAAAAAAUGUUAAUAGUUCUUUGUAGAUAUCGAGUUAUUUAUUCUUUUUUGUCACCUGUAAUGAAAACAGAAAAUCUUAUAAAAAGUCUUAUUUUUAAA
Acanthochromis polyacanthus (spiny chromis) is the source of this 1932-nucleotide messenger RNA. It is a transcript of the gene ccng2, whose product is annotated as cyclin G2. The record is from RefSeq and is a predicted model, not a curated record. The transcript has 8 exons. Gene Ontology annotation, cellular component: cyclin-dependent protein kinase holoenzyme complex; nucleus; cytoplasm. The coding region runs from base 188 to 1192 and encodes 334 amino acids. Gene Ontology annotation, molecular function: cyclin-dependent protein serine/threonine kinase regulator activity. NCBI's taxonomy places the organism in Eukaryota, Metazoa, Chordata, Actinopteri, Pomacentridae. Gene Ontology annotation, biological process: regulation of cyclin-dependent protein serine/threonine kinase activity; mitotic cell cycle phase transition.